This is a messenger RNA of Ectocarpus siliculosus, 1264 nucleotides long. NCBI's taxonomy places the organism in Eukaryota, Phaeophyceae, Ectocarpales, Ectocarpaceae. The record is from the annotation of a GenBank genome assembly.
UACACAAACACGGGUAGUGCUGUGAGGUGCCGAGGAUAGAGCGAUGAAGUUCACAGCGGGAAGCAGCGGGUUGGUGCUGGGGUUGGUAGGCUGCUCUCAGGCCUUCGUAACUCCCCCCGUCACAGGUCUUGGCGGAAGGGUUUCCGCAGGGCGUUCGGCGGCGUCUGCGUCCGGGCCUCGCAUGAUGUUGCCGAUGGCGCCCUUCGCGGGGGCCGCCGUGGCCCACCUGAUCGGAUCGAACCCGAUCAACCCGGAGCACCUGGUCUCUGCCAAGUCGCAGCCCACCCACCUCGUGGCCUACAAGGAAACGCGGGAGGGGCUGUACGGUCCCUACGAGGUGGAGGUGCAGGAGCGGGCACCGGAGACGGACUUCGGAAUCAGCACGUUUAAGAAGAAGGAGGAGACGGAGGAGGGGCGAGACAAGUAUACUUCGGUUCUGGCGGUGCUGCUGGCCGGCUCUUUCGUGAUCCCAAUGGUGCAGUACUGGUGGUACAUCCGCGAUGACGACCGUGAAAUCCGCUAGGCCAAGGGAAGGAGCACCGGGUGGCACGUGGCGCCAUCGGGUAAAAAAACUCGAAUACAAAAUAAUAACCAUAAUAAUGUGUCGUCUUGUCUCAGUAGGAGCCUGGUACAGAGCACGGCAGUAGUAGCGGCCGUCUACUUCCGUUUGGGCUCAGGCCGGGUGUGAUCUUGUUGUUGGAGAAAUCAAACAGGAUCAAGGAGACGGAGAUGGAGAAUGACGAGAGAUACGGAGCGUGGGGAUGGAAACAAGAUAUCGCCCCGUUCUCUCCAUGCACGUGGGGUGGGCGUAGCGGGUACAUAAUACAGCAGAGUAGCGGGCGACAUUGCAGUGUCGCUUGCUUCGUAAUAGAGUCCAUAGAUAACCCCCUUUGUGCACCCCGGUGUGGCCGCAUGCGCUCGAAACCGCCGGAAGUGUUCGUGAACUGGUUGGAAGUAUUUUAGGGGGAGGCUCCCGCUCGCCGUGAUUCGGGGGAAGGGUGGUAGCGAGAGCUGCCGAGACGGCGGAUAGUUCGCGCGUUCCUGUUGUUUUCCUUUUUUUGUUUUUUCUAAAGAACGUGGGGUGGGGGUGUCGUAGAGAUCCCCGCACACGGAACGAUCCAUCGUCUUGUAGAGGCAGCGCAUCGACGCGAUCGAGAGAAAGGCAAACACCCACCAAGACCCGAAAUGUGCAUGCUCAGUCUGGAUGUCAUGUGUGUGGGCGGGACUUUUUUCGUGGAUCGUGAUUAAAUCUUGAUGAAAGAGG